Leptinotarsa decemlineata (Colorado potato beetle) is the source of this 1312-nucleotide messenger RNA. RefSeq names its product DNA polymerase beta. Gene Ontology annotation, cellular component: nucleus. Gene Ontology annotation, biological process: base-excision repair; double-strand break repair via nonhomologous end joining. The record is from RefSeq and is a predicted model, not a curated record. Gene Ontology annotation, molecular function: DNA binding; DNA-directed DNA polymerase activity. Lineage: Eukaryota; Metazoa; Arthropoda; Insecta; Coleoptera; Chrysomelidae.
UGACUAAAUUGAUUUCAAAAUUAAGAGAAUUUGGAAAGCAAAGGCACCAAAACAAAGAGUAGUAAAUCUUUGACCAAAUGUUCUAUUCAGAAGAAUCAGAAGAUUCCUUUCCAUCCUGUUAUUCUUGUAUUUGAAUGAAACUCUCCGGUGGUAUCCCAAAAAUUAGAUAACCAGGUUGUAUUAUUGGAAGAGAAAUUGUUUUUUUGAAAAUCGUUGAACAUGAGUAAAAGAAAGGCCCCUUCUAGUGAAAACAAUCAUAACAAUGAUAUCUGCGAGGUUUUAACUGAACUAGCUGACUACGAAAAAAAUGUUUCCAGAAAUAUAUAUAAAUAUAAUGCCUACAGAAAAGCAGCAGGAGUAUUGGCAGAACAUCCACUUCGAAUUCGCUCAGGUGAUGAAGCAAAAAAUUUAAGCGGAAUUGGUAAAAAAAUCGCCAAGAAAAUUGAUGAAAUUUUAUCUACAGGAAAAUUGAGGAAAUUGGAGAAUAUCCACAGUGAUUCUAAAAAUGCAGCUAUCAAUUUACUGACAAGGGUAACUGGUAUAGGUCCAGCAAAGGCACAUAGUUUGGUAAAUGAUGGUAUUACAACUCUGGAAGAUUUGAAGAAAAACACAGAUAAACUGACCCAUCACCAGCUGAUUGGACUGAAGUAUUUUGAAGAUUUCGAGAAGAGAAUUCCACGAGAAGAAAUAAAAAAAAUUGAAAAAAUUAUUUUAGACGAAUUGAAAAACCUUGAUGCUGAUUAUCAAGUCACCAUCUGUGGAAGUUACAGGAGGGGAAAGGUGGAAAGUGGCGAUAUUGAUGCUUUGAUUACUCAUCCCAAUCUAACUAGUGAUAAAAUAGACAAAAAAAUAAAAAAUAAAAUGCUCACAAGCAUUGUUCAAGUAUUGGAAAAAUGCGGGUUGAUUACUGAUACACUUUCACUUGGGGAGACUAAAUUUAUGGGGGCUUGUAGGUUUGAUUCUGAACAUCCCACAAGAAGAAUUGAUAUAAGACUGACUCCUCAUGAUCAAUAUUACUGCAGUAUUCUUUAUUUCACCGGCUCAGAUAUGUUCAAUAAAACUAUGAGAGCACAUGCUUUAGAAAAUGGAUUUACUUUGAAUGAGUAUUCACUCAGACCAGUAGGAGUAACAGGAAUUCCUGGAGAACCGGUUGAAAUCAAAUCUGAAGAAGAUGUAUUUAUGUGCAUUGAUUUUCCCUACAAAAAACCUGAAGAUAGAAAUUGCUGAUCAAUAUGUUCAUAAUUCAAUGAAGAAUUUGUUUUAAUUUAUUAACAACACAUGAAAAAAUUAUAUUCAGUUUCUUGUCAUUGGA